GAGUUUCAUGUUAAAAUUCUACAUUUUUUAAUUGAGAAUUUGAUUCCAUUUGAUUCGGUAACCAAUUCAAGUUUUAAAAAUCUCCUACUCCAUCUCCAUCAUAGUGCAGUUCAGUUGCCGGAUGUCGAGACUUUGCUUCAUUUGGCUAACCAGAUGUAUAACGACUACCAGAAUUAUUUUCGGGAAUAUUUUGGUAACCACGAGGAAAUAUCUAUUUCAUUAACUUGUCAUAGUUACCAAUUUCUCAAGGAUGAAGAGCCUUACAUAUUCUUGAGUGCUAGUUAUAUUGAUUCCCGGUUCAAGCUAUGUGAAUUACCUUUGGGAGUAUUCAAUUACAAUUCUAUAAACUUAUCAAAUUUAAUUGUAAGAAAUACUUUUUUGAAUAAUUAUAAGGGCAAAUUAAAUUUCAUUACUUCGAACUGUUCCUUUGAUGAAAGGUGUUUAGACAUCUUCAAAUUUGUAAUUAAUGAACCAGGAAUUGAUAUCAAAGACAAAGUACUUCCAUGUGUUCCUUCAUUUCUUAAUUCAAGAGUAGAAAUAUUUCUCAAUCAGCUAAGGCCCGCUUUUGAAUUAGAACAUCCCACCCAAUUAAAUAUAAAUUCAGUCACUUCUUCCGAUGACGUGAUUCCUCAUUUAACACAAGUUUUCCUUGGUCCUAUUUAUACCAAGUUUAAAGCAAUUCCUUUCACUUUAUUAAGCCCUUGCAAUGGCGAUGAAGGAGGGGCAUAUUUAGAUAUUUUGAAGAGUACUUCGAAAAACAAUGACCGAAACAUCACCCUCAUGUUUUUAAACAGUUGUUUGGUUUAUAAAGAUAAAAUUAAUGAAAUUAGUGAUGUUGGAUUAACCGACUUAGAAUGGCAGCUUGUUGAUUUUUUAGUGCAAUUCAAUCGAAUCAUUUGUGAAAUUAUCAUUCAUAUCUUUGAUAAUUCCCACGCAACAUCUCAUAUGGCGCUAAAAUGGUUGAAGAUACUAAUCAUUAAAUUAAUCUCUUUUGAAAAAUUACUUGAUAAAAACUAUCCUUUAAUUGAAACAAAAAUUUCGCAGCCGUUAAAAGAUUUUUUAGCUUCGAUUGAAUCCUUCCAUAUUGAAAUGGAAAAUAAAUACGAUUUGAUUCUUUCAAGCUAUUUGCAUCCUUCUACUAAACGCCUUUUAAAAGAGAAGGACGUCAAUAAAAUUAGCUCCAAUGUUGAAAAAUUAAGUAAAAAUGAUGAUCCCCACCAAUUUGAAACAAGUGACAUCGAAAGUCUUCUCUUGAAAACUUUCAACUGUUUAGGAAGCUCGACCGAAUGCUAUGAUUAUGAAACUUCCGCUGCCUCGGAUAUGAAUUAUCAAAAACAAGCAAACUUCCUCGCAAAGGAAUCCGGUCCCUUCAUUCUACAAUUUUGGAAAAAAAAUAAAAAAAAAUACCCAAUACUUUCCAAGUUAGCACGCAAAAGUUUAUCGAUCCAAAUUUGCAGUGAUCGAAGAUAUGAAUCAUUCAAAAUGAAUUUUGAUAAAUUAUCAACAUCGAUUCACAAUGCUUCCAAUUCUCCUUGCACGUUACAAGAAUUGUUCUUUUUGAAUAGACUCAGCGAGCAAUAUGACUUAUCUUCAUUCGAUCCAAAAUGUCUUGACUCCAACAUCGAGGACGUAAGACUU
Messenger RNA from Hyphopichia burtonii NRRL Y-1933, 1638 nucleotides. RefSeq lists its product as uncharacterized. Gene Ontology annotation, molecular function: protein dimerization activity. The transcript has a single exon. Gene Ontology annotation, biological process: regulation of transcription by RNA polymerase II. Gene Ontology annotation, cellular component: nucleus. NCBI's taxonomy places the organism in Eukaryota, Fungi, Ascomycota, Pichiomycetes, Serinales, Debaryomycetaceae. The record is from RefSeq and is a predicted model, not a curated record. The annotation marks the transcript as partial.